Messenger RNA from Lolium rigidum, 2063 nucleotides. Its product is annotated as F-box protein At4g22280-like. Gene Ontology annotation, molecular function: protein binding. NCBI's taxonomy places the organism in Eukaryota, Viridiplantae, Streptophyta, Magnoliopsida, Poales, Poaceae. The record is from RefSeq and is a predicted model, not a curated record. The coding region runs from base 40 to 1617 and encodes 525 amino acids. The transcript has 3 exons.
CCUCCUCCUCCGCCAGAGCCGCCGGCGGUGACGAUCGCCAUGUGGCCAAGCUCCCGCCUCGUCUCUCUCGGCGGGGAGGAUUCGGCGCUGCCCCCGACGAUGCGGCACGGCCUGGCUCCGGACACGCUCAGCCCCGCCAUGAACCUCGUCCUCAACUUCCUCUACGCCUACCUCCCCCAACCCCCCAUCUCCACCGCCGUCUCCCUCCGCUGCGCCGCCGACGACAACAACAGCGCCGACCGGGUCAGCAGCCUCCCCGACGACCUCCUCCGCCACGUGGUCUCCCUUCUCCCCGCCAAGGACGGCGCCCGCACCACCGCGCUCUCCUCACGCUGGCGCCACCUCUGGCGCUCCACCCCGCUCGUCCUCGUCGACACCCACCUCCUCCCGGGGGGCGACGCGGAGCUUCGGCCCGCCCGCGCCUGCGCAGCCUCGCGUGCCGUCACCAACGCCGUCUCCGCCGUCCUCGAGUCACAUCCCGGGCCCUUCCCCUUCGUCAGCCUCACCUGCAGCUUCAUGGACCUCGCCGACCGCCGCCAGCUCGCGCGCUGGUUCCAGCUCCUCGCCACCAAGGGCGUCGACGACCUCGUCUUCCUCAACCGCCCCUGGCCCCUCCCCGGCCUGCCCCUCCCUUCCGCAAUCUUCAGCUGCGCCUCCCUCCGCCGGCUCUGCAUCGGCACCUGGGUGUUUCCUGACACUGCCACCGUCCCGCGCGGCGCUGCCUUCCCCAACCUUCGUGAGAUCCUCCUCGGCUGCACCAUCAUGCAGGACAAGGACCUGGAGUUCGUGCUUGCCGUGAGCCCCGUGCUGGAGAUGCUCGCGGUCGUCGGAAGCCAGACCCAGCUGCACGCUCGUCUCGCCAGCCGCAGCCUAAGGUGCGCGCAGUUCUGCUUGUCCAUCCUCGAGGAAGUCGCCGUGGUGGAUGCCCCCAGCCUCGAGAGGCUCUUCCUCUGGAGAAAUUUUAGCCAGCGCCGACGUCGCGUCAGCAAAUUCAGCACCAUACUCAAGAUUGCCCAUGCCCCUAAGCUGCUUAUUCUCGGAUACCUGGAACCAGGAGUGCACAUGCUGCAGAUCGGCAACACCAUCAUCAAGGCUGGAACAAAGGCAAGCACACGCACCACUGUCUCAAGCGUCCAGAUGUUGGCCUUGCACCUGCAGUUCGAAGUCUACGAUCAAGUCAAGAUGCUUCCUAGUUUCCUCAGAUGCUUUCCUAGCAUCGAUACACUGAUUGUCGAGUCUGAAGAAACUCUUGAACCCAGUAGCAACCUUGGUCUCAAAUUCUGGAAGGACACAAUUCCUAUUGACUGUGUCAAGUCGCACCUCAAAAUUGUGUAUCUCCGCGAGAUGCAAGGGACAAAGAAUGAGUUUGAUUUCCUCAUGUUCAUCGCGGAGAAUGCACAGAAAUUGGAGAAGAUGUUCAUUGUGUUAAAAAAUGUCCUAAGUUACACUUCAAGGGAAGCGGUGGCUGCCAAACUGAACGCUCUUGACUCUGCUAAUUGGGCUAGCGGGUCCUGCAAAACACUAUUCAAGUUCAGUAGAACUCAUGGAGGAGGUAGUGCUUGGAACCUCAAAACGGGAUCAGAUUUCUCUUGUCCUGAUCCUUUUUGCUGCGUAUGAACUCAAAUGUGUCAGGAUAUUUCAAAUCUCAAGAUUCCAGUGGAAGUGGUGAGUGUUAUGUUGCAGUAUGUAUUAAGUGCAAUGGUAUCGACUCUUGGAGUGUGAUAUCUAAAGACUGGAUAGAGUUAGCAGAGUUUUACUUCUACUGGCAUCAGUAGUUUUGUUUGAUCAAGUCGUAUGUUAGUAGUAUUCUGUUAAGAGUCUACCUUCAUCCCUGCACUUGCUGCUAUUUGAAUGAUUACUGAUAUCUACAAUCUCAUGAUUGCUUCGGUGAUAUUACUGAUCAAAAUCUCGAAAAGCAUGUAUGCCGACACUGGUAGCAUUGACAGGGAACUAGACAUUUCUAUUCUGGCCUAUUAUGUUGCUUACUGUAACAAUUUUUCCAAACAUAUUUUUCUUGAUGCAAGCAAGUUACAGGAGGGAGGAUAUCUCCUUUGUCCAGUUAA